This is a messenger RNA of Ictidomys tridecemlineatus (thirteen-lined ground squirrel), 7579 nucleotides long. RefSeq names its product ribulose-5-phosphate-3-epimerase (gene Rpe). NCBI's taxonomy places the organism in Eukaryota, Metazoa, Chordata, Mammalia, Rodentia, Sciuridae. Gene Ontology annotation, molecular function: D-ribulose-phosphate 3-epimerase activity. Gene Ontology annotation, biological process: carbohydrate metabolic process; pentose-phosphate shunt. The record is from RefSeq and is a predicted model, not a curated record.
CCCGGCUGCGCGCCCAAUCGGGGUGACGCUUUCGUCUAGCCGGGGACUCGUGGGGUAACUAGCACUACGGAACUAGCACCAUGGCGUCGGGCUGCAAGAUUGGCCCGUCCAUCCUUAACAGCGACCUGGCCAAUUUAGGGGCUGAGUGCCUCCGGAUGCUAGACUCUGGGGCAGAUUAUCUGCACCUGGAUGCACCCUGCUCUGCAGUGAGGCAUUUUGUUCCCAACAUCACCUUUGGUCACCCUGUGGUAGAAAGCCUCCGAAAGCAGCUAGGCCAGGACCCUUUCUUUGACAUGCACAUGAUGGUGUCCAAGCCAGAACAGUGGGUAAAGCCAAUGGCUGUAGCAGGAGCCAAUCAAUACACCUUUCAUCUAGAGGCCACUGAGAACCCAGGGGCUUUGAUUAAAGACAUCCGGGAAAAUGGGAUGAAGGUUGGCCUUGCCAUCAAACCAGGAACUACAGUUGAGUAUUUGGCACCAUGGGCUAAUCAAAUAGAUAUGGCCUUGGUUAUGACAGUGGAACCUGGGUUUGGAGGGCAGAAAUUCAUGGAAGAUAUGAUGCCAAAGGUUCAUUGGUUGAGGACCCAGUUCCCAUCUUUGGAUAUAGAGGUCGAUGGUGGAGUAGGUCCUGACACUGUCCAUAAAUGUGCAGAGGCAGGAGCUAACAUGAUUGUGUCUGGCAGUGCCAUUAUGAGGAGUGAAGACCCCAGAUCUGUGAUCAACUUACUAAGAAAUGUUUGCUCAGAAGCUGCUCAAAAACGGUCUCUUGAUCGAUGAAAUCAUAAGGAAUCCAGAGUUUGUGUUCAUGAAACCUUCUUUUUACUGGAAAACAGGAAUAUUGACUACCAAAUCAUACAAGGUUGAGGCAGUGCUGCUUUUCUGAGCAAUUAUUCAUUCCAGUGAUUAAAAUCUAUUGUGCAGAAUGUUCUAAGAGGUUAGAAAUUGAUGUAUACAACAUUCUUUAGUGAUCCAAUUUAAAGGUUAGUGUGGUUAAAAAACUGUUUCUAAUAGAAUUGAUUUUUAUAAAGAGUGAAAAUAUGGGUUGUCUUAAGGUUACAAAAAAGAAAUGUAUCAUAACGCCUAAGGUGGAUAGACAUUAGCUACUAUGAAAAAUUUUUUUCCAUAUUUUUAAAAAUAACAUUCUAUUGUUUCCCAGCUGUUUUCCAAAAGCAAAGGAAGCCCUUACAUUUUUCCUUUGUUUUUCCUGUUUCACGUCAUUUGUGAUUUGUUUAUAUGAUUGAUAAUAUGAGUAGUGUGGAGCUAAAAAAUACAAGCUUAGGCAGGAUGGCAUACUGUGGUCUUGGAUCUGAACAUUUAUUUUUCACUUAUCACCUUAGAUUUCAUUAAUCAAAAACUGUAAAGGCAAUGUCUUAAUGAAACCCAGGGGUUCUAAAGUGCAAGCAUAGAUUUUUAUUGAGAUGUUUUCUUUGUGAUUCUUUCCUAAUCCUGGUUUUCUUAACCUCAUUCAGCAUUCAUAAGGACAUUAAAUAAUGCUUUUGUAUUAGCUCUCCAUAGAUAAAAAGUAAAGCUUUGGGUAUUCAUUGAGUUGAAUUCUGACUCUGCCAUUCUAGCUGUUUGAUCUCAGCAAAUCACCCAACCUUUUCACACUUCUGAUUUCAUUUGUAUGUUGACUAUAAUAACCACCAAGCAGAGUUGAGUUGAAGAUUAAAAGAGAUAAUUGUUGAUAUAUAGAAAGCUUCUAGUACUAUUUUCAGAAUUUAGAGGAUGCUCAGCACAAAAUAGUAGAUAGCAAUGUAAGUUUAUGGGAACAUGGUUAUAAAGUAACUUUUGUAUAAUCUUAUUAAACCUAUGAAUUACUCCUACAAAUGGCAGGACAGGUAUUUUGUUCUGUUUAAAAAAUGAAAUUAAAGCUCUGUGAUAGGCUAGUAUCAUGGAAAGAUCCAGUAUGACGUUGUAUUUCUGAUCUGUUCAAUCCCCCUGCCACACCCUGCCCCAAGAACCUUUGGGAAAUAGAUUAGGUAAAAGAAGCUUCUUUUUCUUAAUUGUCUCAUUUCCAGUCAGUCUUUACUGUAUUAGUUCAGAUGACUGAUAAUAAUGUGGGUUUAUAGAUCUUUACCCCAGGGAUAUAUAUUUUAUUCUAAGAAAGACCAAGUAGGCCAAGAGAUGAUGUGGUAGUGUUAAUCCAUAAACUCGGUAUUUAUAACUGUUCCCAGUUAUACAGAGAUUAGUAGGUAUCAGCUACUUUAUUCUUCUAAAUAUUCUCAGUGUAAUAAUUAUGGCACAAAAUAAUAGGAUCAGUAUCAUAAAAUUUCUUGAUGCUGCUGGGAGUUCUGAGAAAUGAGUUUCAAAAAAUAAGAAUAUUGAUAAUCUAUCCAUGUAAUAGAACUUACUUAGGCUUUUUUCCUAUACAAGGUAAAAGUUGUACUUUGCCUUAGGAGAAGUUUGUGCCAUAAAUAGGUAGUAUUUAAUCAAAUCAUACAACGCAAGGCAUAUAGAAAUAACUUUAAUUAAAAAACUUACAUAGAAGAUUAUAAUAUCAGACAAGACAAAGAUUUGAAUUUUUUUUGCCAGGACAACUUGUAUGUCAGGCUUUUUUUUUUUUCUCUUUAAGAAUAAAUACAGUGAAACUACAAGAAGUUUUGUCAGUAUUGAAUUUGAAUUUUAUCCCCUUUUAUAGGGACCAGUAUAAUUUCCAUUCCUAAACAAAAACUUUGUGUCAAAUUUCAUAGUCUAGGCCAAAUAGUCAGGAUUUCAGUUAGAUGAGUGUUAUAACUUGAAUAACCAUUUUACAUGACCAAGUGACUCAUACAAAUUGUCCUCAUAUUUCACAUAGGAAAAAAUAUAGUAGAAUAGCCUCAAAAUGUGCAAUCUCAGUAUCAAAUAUUGAAGUAUUGGCGUCUGAGAAGUUCUAAUUCGAAAUCUAGGAUGCAAGUCAGAAUAGACAUUUGACUAGGCUAUGACAAAGAAGGAUCAAAUUAGUUAGAAAUAUAACAGUAUUUCUAGACUAGAAUUAAACCAUUGUUUAAAUUUUAUAAUGAAGGAUUUUCCUGUUUAUUGCACAUUUUAAGUUGGUGUUUUCAAAGAUGUAUAAUUUUAAAGUGCACCCAUAUAUAACUAAUUUGCUUGUCUCAAUUCUGUUAGGAGUAACAGAAAGUAGCCUGCUGUCAGUCCAACAGAUAUCAUUGAUUUUAAAUAAAUUGAGUAUUUUAUUAUCUGGGAUAAGAAUUUCCAUAAAUAACUUCUUUUUGUUAAACAUGUUAAAAAACAAAAAUAACUCCCUCUCCAUAGCCAAGACUUUAAAAAAAAAAAUUUUUUUUUUUUAAAUCAGAGGAAACACGUGCUUUAUAUUUAUUGCAGCUUACAUUUCAUAGGGCAAGUUGGUACAUGCAGUUUAAAGUGGAGUGGGUCACUGCCAGUGUAAUUUGAAAACCCCGCGCGUGCGCGCACAUUCUAUAUGUAUAUUUGUAUAUUAAUAUAUUUUGAGGCAAUUUUAGUGAAUUACCAUGUGAAUAGGAAAGAAAAUAGCUCUCAUUUAAUGUAAGGGUGAGUGUGUAUGUUUGUGAUGUUAAAAAUUAGCCAAUAAUGUCAUUUGACAUCAAAUUGCAGCAGUUAAUAUCUUGGUGCUUGUAAUUUAUAUGAUAAACACAGAUGCCUAGCAUUUGUCUAUAGGUGAAAAGCUAGCUACUUCUGUGGUUCAAGAAGGUAAAGAAACAAUCUUGCCUGUUCCCCAUAAACAGCAUGAAAGGUAAAUACAUGCAGUACAUUCUGUUAUUCUGGAAGUAUGACCAGAGGUGGAUGGGAGAUCCAGAACAGGGCUAUUUUUUUUCCCCUCCUGACUUCCCUUCAGUUACAUCAUUUUCUUCACCUGUUGCCUGUCACCUAUUUUUUUUAACAUUAGUAAUUCCUAGACCAAAGGCUUUAUACUCUUCUGUUCCACCUAGCUGUUUUUUGGGGUGGCCAUUCUCUGGUGCGCUGGUACAGACGACUUCAGCAUGGAAAGCUGUGCUUGACACCUCAGUCUGAUUGUUUUUAUCCUCGUGGCAUAAUAAAGCUGCUGUAUCUUCAUCCUUCAGUGGAAAAGACCGUCGUUCCCACCACAAAGACUAAAAGGGAAAACAUUUUCAGUUAAGUUUCAAAUAAUUUGUUUAAGUUCAUGUGUCAAGUAACAUGUAAAUGUCAAAUAUAUACUAACUUAUUCUUUUAGCAAAUGUGCAAAUUUCGACCUAAAUAUCUCUCAAAGUGGAAUGUACUGAAAAUGUAAUGACUUUGGGGCAUUGUUUCACUUUGCUUCUGUCGUCAAGAGGAAAUGGCUGUCACAGGGGACUGGUCUUCAUUUUCAGCCUAAAGAGGAUUUUAGGAAAACCCCUUUCAAAGUGCUUUUAAGUUUAAUUUAUUUCUCCAAUAUCUUCAUUUCCAUCCCACUGUUAUUAAGAUACCUACUGACUUUUUUUCCCCUGAGUUAUAUAGUCUCCACUCUCCAUUCUAGAUAUGGUUCUUCCUUUUCAACACCUAUUUAUUUAUGAAGAAAGUGCACAAAUGGAUGCAGUGUUAGAAAGCACUCCCCUUAAGGUAGGAACUGGAUCUAUGGGGAGACAAGUAAAAACUGUAAGAGGAGGAAGAGAAAUAGCAGUUAACAUUUACUAUGGCAGGUGCUAUUCUCCAUUAGUCAUAUUUAUUUUGUAAUGAAAACAUCUGCAUUACCUAACAAGUAGGUAGGUGGAAGUUGCUAAUGACAGAAGAGAAAAAAAAGGGAUUAUAGUUAGUGGUGGACUACAGUGUUGCAAUACAGAUCUGAUUCUUAUUAUUCUAGAAUGAACUAUGCUGAAUUCAAUAUGUAGUGAUGAAACAAUUUACAAUAAGCAAUUUCUACAUACACAAAAGUUAAGAGGCAAUUAAAGUCAUACUUACUGUGAUUUCUUGAUUUUCAUUUAAGGGUGAGCCAUGUGCAUAGAGAUCAUGGUGCUCUGAAGGAAGAUCAGGAGGACUUUCAGCAGCACAUUGCUGACUGCUACUGAAGUCAUUAGGGCAUUCUUUCAAAAGAAAGUCCUGUCCUUCAACAUUUUUACUGUAAGCCCUAGCAAGAGAAUAUUAAUUUCUUGAGAUCUUAACAUUUUAUGAGCCAAAGGUAUCACUAAGUUAAACACAGUAUCUUUGCUUUACAUAGUGCCACCCAAAAGAUUUUAAAAAUUCAUCUGUUACCUUUCUGGUGCUAUUAUUUUCCUAUUUAAAACGCUUAAAUAUUUAGUCAAAUCAUAUUUACAUAUUUAUUAAAUAUUUAGCCAACUUAUAAUAACAGGUUUUAUUACUUGGUUUUCUUUCUUUUUUUUUUUUUUUUUUCCGAAAGACAAGAAACAGCAAUUGCUUGAUCCUUAUAGUCUUUGAGUUCUCAGGGUAUUCUAUGAUUAUUAUAAUGUCAUCCAUGAAAUGUCUCAGUUCAUCUUUCCCUCUGUAUUUCUGGAAAGUUAUACCUUUGGAAUGUGAGAAAGGAUGAGAAUUCCAUAAUGUCAUCUAUAUUAGGAGAACUCUGAACACGGAUUUAUAGCAAGCCUGGAUAUCUUGAGAAAGGGAGAAGACUUCAUCAGAAAGAUCUUCUAUCUGGAAUUAGCAAAAAAAGAUUUUGCUUUUAUGGGAAACUUUCUGAACAGGUUUCAAAUGGUUCAUCUAGAGAACAGUAGCAAGCAGACUCUAAAAUGCAGUUUGUGUCAGUCAAGAGAACGUUAGGAGAUUAGCUUCGAAUUCCUAAAAGGUGGGGGUCCAAAACUUUUAUCUUUUUACUCUUGGUUCACAUUUGAAGAUUUAUUGAGAUUGCAAAUAGGUGUGCUUUCCAUUAGCCACAGCUUGCAUGAAAUAAUCUUAAGAGUUUUAUUCAUUCAGUUGGAUUUAUAUUGAUUGUUCUUUAUGGAGCACACAUUAUUCUAAGGAAAUGUCAAUGUCAAAGAAAAGUAAAACUGUAAGUCAGAAUUAUUGCCUUAUCUAGGAAUCUAACCUGGACAAUUUGGUUAUAUUUAGGAAUUUAGGUUUGACAAGGAUCAUUCUGAAAUAGAAUGCAUUACAAGAGGGAAGGUCAUUAAAGGUAAGUUGUAGGGUAGCUGAAAAACAUGACAGGGCAUAGAAAUACCAUUAUUUCAUAGAAAUCAAUUAUCUGCUAUAAAAUACCGCUUUUAAAGACCAUCACGUUGAUAUUAGUUUGGUUAUAUAUUAUUUUUCCCUAUACUUGUCCUAGUGUAAUUUUACCCAUAAAGAUCUAUAAACCCUUACCUAUAAUUCCAUAAUCCAAAAAUCUGAAAAACAGAUUUUUCAUAUAAUCCAGUCUGAUCUGAAAUGGUAUCAGGCGAUUUUUAGUGUUUAUCCCAUUUGAUUACAGAACUACGAAUACUUGAUUAAUGUUAUAAGAACUGUUUAGGCUAGGUAUUACAAGAUACAUGUACCAUAAUAAAUUCCAAAGUUUUCCAAAUUCAAAAGCAAAUUGGUUCGGGCUGGGGUUGUAGCUCAGUGGUUGAACAUUUGCCUCGCAUGUAUGAGGCACUGGGUUGGAUCCUUAGUACCACAUACAAAAUAAAUAAAUAAAAGAUUUUUUUUUUUAAAGUAAAUUGGUUCUAAUAUAUUGAAAAUGGAAUUGUAGGAGUGAAUAUUGACACUGUCUUUUUAUUAAAAAAAAGAAGAUUAAUGUUGAGGAAUAUGUCUAUAUCAAUGUCAACUCAUAAAUAGCAUGUUUUACUUUUCCUCUGUUUCUUUAAACAUUAUUAUCUUUUUGAAGUCAAAUUUGCACAGAAAUAUUUUUCUAUAGAAUUAAUAACCUUUUUGAAAAACUUGGUAAGUGAAAAAAAAGUCAGAUGUUCAAGGGUUUAUGUUUUCCUUUAUUUCCUUAAAUGUUAAACAGGCUUCAUAAUAUAAAAGGUGUAAUUAUCUCAUUAAAUGAAAGGUAGCUUACCUCUUCUUCACCUAAGUUAUAUUCAUCCAAAGGCUGAAGAACAACCAUCCUCCAGCUGUUGAAGAUAUAAACCAGUUUCAAAUAGCUUUUAUCAAUUUUUCUAUGUAGCUAUUUAUUCUUUUAAGCACAUUGUGAUUUCUUUCCUUGGGAUUUCCAUAAUUCAUGUGGUUCUAUCUUAAUACUUUGUUGUUUUUUUAAGAGAAUAUUUGUAUUAUGAGAAAAAACAACAGGGAAGAUGAGUCUUUACUUUUGCCUUUACAGUGAGUGAAACCUCUUCUGUAUAGUUGGAUGUUACAUACGUGUACUGAUUUUAAAAUAAGUCAGUGGUAUGCUGAUAAACAACUUGACCAAAGAGAAGAAGGGAAAAAAGACUGAUUUGUCGUUUCUGCCAAUUUCUUUGAUGAGAAAAAUGCCUAGGGCCCCUUUUCAGCUACUAAUAGUAUAACCGACUUACAGAAUUCUGUAUUUAAUAGCCAGGUCCACCAGCUAGUUCCAGCCCACUACUGCAAAUGAAAAAACAUUGUUGCCACAGAACAAAUGAUAUUUCUAAUUUUUGUAGGAAAUUUCAACAGGCUUUUAAAAUAUGAAUUCUCAUAAUACCUCUUAGAAUACUAGACUUGCCUUAAUACCUCAAAGUAAUUAAGAUAAACUGAAAUUAAACUACAGAUGGGUAGGCCUUAAUUGGUUA